CGCAGCGGCGUCCAGAUGCGCCUGUCUCGUGCCGGGCGCGCGGGGCUCUCUGGGAGUUGUAGUCCUUGCGCAGGCGCGCUUGGCUCCAGAGCGCCGCCUCUCCCAGGGUGCAGUGCGGGGCGGGGUCUGGGAGGGAGGCGUCUUGGGUGUCGCCCGGCUAGUGUGAGCGCAAUCGAGGUCACGUGCUCUCCAGUCCGGGCUGGAGCAGGAGCGACCGCUAUGUGGCGAAGUGGCUGUCGGCGUCUCGGAGCGCGGCUUUGCGGGCUGCGCGGUGGUCUCGGGGUCCCCGCCGAGAGCGGCCACCGGAACGUGGUGUCCUGCAUCGAUCCUUCCAUGGGACUAAAUGAAGAGCAGAAAGAAUUUCAGAAAGUGGCCUUUGACUUUGCCACCCGGGAGAUGGCUCCAAAUAUGGCAGAGUGGGACCAGAAGGAGCUGUUCCCAGUGGACAUGAUGCGGAAGGCAGCCCAGCUAGGCUUUGGGGGUGUCUACAUACGAACAGACGUAGGUGGGUCUGGACUGUCACGGCUCGAUGCCUCUGUCAUCUUUGAAGCCUUGGCUACUGGCUGCACCAGCACCACAGCCUAUAUAAGCAUUCACAACAUGUGUGCCUGGAUGAUUGAUACCUUUGGAAAUGAAGAACAGAGGCACAAAUUUUGCCCACCACUCUGUACCAUGGAGAAGUUUGCUUCCUACUGCCUCACUGAGCCAGGAAGUGGGAGUGAUGCUGCCUCCCUUUUGACCUCAGCUAAACGACAAGGAGAUCAUUACAUCCUCAAUGGCUCCAAGGCCUUCAUCAGUGGUGCUGGUGAGUCAGACAUCUAUGUAGUCAUGUGCCGAACAGGACAGCCAGGCCCCAAAGGCAUCUCGUGCAUAGUUGUUGAGAAGGGGACCCCUGGCCUCAGCUUUGGCAAGAAGGAAAAAAAGGUGGGGUGGAACUCACAGCCAACCCGAGCCGUGAUCUUUGAAGACUGUGCUGUCCCCGUGGCCAACAGAAUUGGGGACGAGGGGCAGGGCUUCCUCAUUGCUGUGAAAGGACUGAACGGAGGGAGGAUCAAUGUUGCGUCCUGCUCUCUAGGGGCUGCUCAUGCUUCAGUCCUCCUCACCCGAGACCACCUCAACAUUCGGAAGCAGUUUGGAGAACCUCUGGCCAGUAAACAGUACCUGCAAUUCAAGCUGGCUGAUAUGGCAACAAGGCUGGUGGCCUCCCGCCUGAUGAUCCGCAGUGCAGCAGUGGCUCUGCAGGAGGAGAGGGAAGAUGCAGUGGCCCUGUGCUCCAUGGCCAAGCUCUUUGCUACGGACGAAUGCUUUGCUAUCUGCAACCAGGCUUUACAGAUGCAUGGAGGCUAUGGCUACUUAAAGGACUAUGCUGUUCAGCAGUAUGUGCGGGACUCCAGGGUCCAUCAAAUCCUAGAAGGUAGCAAUGAAGUGAUGAGGAUGCUGAUCUCUCGAAGCCUGCUUCAGGAGUAGCACCCACACUUGAUGGUCUGGGAUGAUGUUUAAUGUGCACCUCCAGUCAGUAUUGAGUGGUUCCCUGUGGACUAUUCAGUUACAGAUGAGUCACAGAUUAGAUUGAAGGGCCGACCUCUUCCAGGUGACUUGUUCCCUCUGUGUGCUGCCAACAGAGUCCUCAGCAGAACUAGAGGAGAUGCCCUUGUUGGGAAUGUCACAAGAAGAUGUGCUACCCUGUUUUCCUAAUGCAGAAAGGUGACCAAAGAAGAUUCACUACCAAACCAGAAUCCUUUCUUGGAUCCACAUUGUCUUGAUUUGUUACCAGCAUUUUGCUGGUUCACCACAUUUCUCUUCCAGGGAUCUGGGCACUUGCAUUGAGGGUUUUUCCUUAUUAUAAAGCAAAGGUGUGUGGGGAAGGAGAAUUGGAGAGAAAAUGUCCUCUUGUCUUUUUCUGUCCUCUGAACCUCAGCCAGAGAUGCAGAAGGUUUCUGUGGGUCACAAUCCUCUAGAUGUAAAUCGUGAUAAAAUGAGUGUUUGGGAAACUCGUCCCCUAAGCUGUGAUUUAGAGUGUGUCUGCACUUCUGGACUGCCUGAAGAUCAGAAGCUGAGACUGUUUGGAGCUUUGAAUAUUUGUUGUUAUUUUCUUUUUUACAAGCAUGUGAUCUAGGAAUGCUAUUGAAAGUUCCUAUAACCCUUCCUGAUAAGUACUUUUAGUGUAUUUUUUUCUGAGUUUUUGUUUUCUUUUUUGAAUGUUUUUAAUCACUACAUUGAUAAAUAAAAUCUGCCUCUCUCUGUACUGUC
Messenger RNA from Diceros bicornis minor, 2250 nucleotides. It is a transcript of the gene ACAD8, whose product is annotated as acyl-CoA dehydrogenase family member 8. Gene Ontology annotation, molecular function: acyl-CoA dehydrogenase activity; flavin adenine dinucleotide binding. The coding region runs from base 16 to 1467 and encodes 483 amino acids. The transcript is spliced from 11 exons. NCBI's taxonomy places the organism in Eukaryota, Metazoa, Chordata, Mammalia, Perissodactyla, Rhinocerotidae. Gene Ontology annotation, biological process: lipid metabolic process. The record is from RefSeq and is a predicted model, not a curated record.